CCGGAGCGGCGAGGCGGCGGCCCGGAGCGGAGCGGGGAGCAGCCGCCCGGAGUGGGGAUGGCAGCUGUGGAGAAUAUGCCUCUCCAAGCCAGCAGCCUUCCAGAGCAGGAGGAGGAGGAAGACACCAUCUGGGAGAAGAUCGAGAGUGCCCGACACCAGCUGACCCGCUCCCUGAACCCAGCCAAGCUCACCCCAUACCUGCGCCAGUGCCGUGUCAUCGAUGAGCAGGAUGAGGAGGAGGURCUGAACUCCUGCAGAUUCCCUUGCAAGAGCAACCAGACAGGUUACCUGAUGGAUAUMCUUCGGCGCCGUGGGAAGCGAGGCUACGAAGCCUUCCUGGAAUCCUUGGAGUUUUACUACCCAGAGCACUACACACGGCUCACGGGGAGGGAGCCAGCCCAGCGCUGCUCUAUGAUCCUGGAUGAGGAAGGCCCUGAGGGACUAACUCAGUUCCUGAUGAUGGAGGUGAAGAAGGUGAGGGCUCAACGGAAAGAGCACCUGCAGAAGGAGCACCAGCUCCUGGUGAAAAACCAGAUGUUGGAGCAAGAGCAGGCCCGGCUGGAGCAGCAGCUGAAGGAGCUCCUGAAGGUGCAGGAGCGUUGCCAGCGGCUGAGAGAGGAGUGGGACUCCAACAGCGUGGAGCUGCUGAGGCUGAAGGACGAGAACUACUUGAUGGCCAUGCGCUAUGCGCAACUCUGCGAGGAGAAGAAUGUGGCUGUGCUGCGGAGCAGGGACCUGCAGYUGCUGGUGGACCAGCUGAAAUGCAAAGUCUCCAGCCUGGAGGAGGAGUGCAGCCUGCUGCGGAGGCAGGCGUCCGCACUGCCCCAGCGAGAGGCGGAGGAGCGGGGCCACCCCGACGCCGUGUCCGAGCUGAGAGCUGAGAACCAGCGGCUCACGGCAUCGCUGCAGGAGCUGCAGGGCAUGUUGCAGACACCUGGUGAGGGCCCAGUGCCAGGCUCUGAGCAGAUCCUCCUGGAUAUCCUGGAGCAUGACUGGAAGGAAGCCCAAGACGACCGGCAGGAUCUCUGUCAGAAACUCAACUCCCUGCAGAACGAGCUGCAGUGGGCCGAAGAGCUGAGGGACAAGUACCUGCAGGAGAUGGAAGAUCUGCAGCUGAAAUACCGGACGCUCCAGAAGGACUGUGAUCUCUACAAGCAUCGUAUGAACACGGUGCUGCUGCAGCUGGAGGAGAUCGAGAAAGAGCGGGACCAGGCCAUCCAGAGCCGUGAGGGGGUGCAGCUGCAAUACUCCCAGAGCCUGAUUGAGAAGGACCAGUACCGCAAACGUGUGCGGGCCCUGGAGGAGGAGCGUGAUGAGCUCCUAAGCAAGCUGAGCCAGGCAGAAGGGCUGAAAAGCACACUGGAGGCACAGCUGCAGCGGUGCCAAGGCGGCCRCAGCCUCAGCAAGAUGUGCAGCUCUUCCUACUCCCUCUGCUCCAACCUCAGUAGCACCUGGAGCCUCGUAGACAACCCUACAACUGGACUCAUGGAUACUCUGGGGACUUCUGUUACCCCAUUCCCAGGGGAUUCAGCCAUUCAGAGCAUGGACGUGACUCCCGACAGUGAGAAGGAUAUCAACCGCCUUUCCACCUUCCCUUUUCCUCCCUGCAUCGGCUCCAUCCUCCGUCGGCAGCGGGAGGAGAGGUGCAUGCCCUACAAAAGCUUGUCCUGUGGCUCCUUUAGCAGCAUUGAAGAUGCAUCAGGCAGCGGUUUUGCCAGCACCUUGCUGGGGACCUUCUCUUCUUCCAGCAGCACCUACACCAGGGUGAAGUCGGAGAUCUGCUUGUCCACUCUUUCCAGAUGCAAGGAGGUCACCAGGAGGUCACUGGUGGUACAGCUCACUAGUGUGGGCCAUCCCAGCAUCCCCUCACCCCAGGAGAAGAGGCUCGGAGCAGACAUCUCCAUCCUUGGAGGGAACAGGACAGGAAUUUAUGUCCAGUGGGUCAAACCAGGCUCACGGGUUGAAAAAGCAGGACUCAGGGAAGGAUGCCGGCUCAUUGAGCUGAGGGUGCCAUCACUGAAGGAAGAGGUGCUUUCCCUGGAGAACUGCACACGGGAGGUUGCCUACCUGAGUCUGCUGCACUGGGAUGAGCCCUCUAGUCUCAUCUUCCAGCUAGACCUAGAAGGAUACCAGCCUCUGCGGGCAGCCCUGGAGGAAGGGAAGAAAUUUUCCGGAGACUCCUUCUACGUGCGCACCAACCUAUCCCUGCUGGAGCCGUCAGACCCUUACGCGCUGUGCGUGAAGUGCCAGGAGAUCCUGCAYGUCACGGACACCAUGCACAAGGGCCGGCUGGAGUGGUACUGCUCUCGUGUCGAUCCCUUGACCGCGCGGGACCUGGACAAGGGCACCGUGCCCAACUACAGCAGGGCUCAUCAGCUUUUGAAGAUCCAGGAGAAGCACCAGAUGCCUGGGCAGCAGAGRGGCCACAGAAACAAUCUAAAGAAAUGGGCCUUGGGCCAGCUGCGCUUGGUGAAACCCAAACCACAGAGGAGCCCGGAACAGCCCCCUCAGCAGCUGUGGUUAGACCCCUGCUCAGGCCCAGACACGAGCCUGAAACCAUACAGCCUGGUGCGCCCUGUGCUGGUCAAGACACCCCGUCCAGUGGUGCUGUCCCCGAGCUGCAUUGCACCGCGGCUCAUCAGGAACCUGCUGGACUUGCCCACCUCUCGCCUGGACUUCCAGGUGUGCCCAGCAGAGAAGCUGGCAGGAGGGGAUCCCAGCRCAACCCACGCUCAGGAGCACCCUGUGUCUAGAGCUGCCCCCCAGGACCAGAGGGAGAGCAGGAGAAUCUGCAUGAUUCGGGAAGUGAUGGAGAAGAAUAAACACUGCCUGCUAGAGCUGGGAGUUGAGGCUGUGAGGGAUCUAAUUAAAAGUGAAAUAUACCCCAUCRUUAUCCAUGUUGAAGUCACUGAGAAGAACGUUAGAGGACUCAGGAGCUUGCUGGGGAAGGCAGGCCAGCGGGACUUGGAGGUGCUGAAGACAUGUCGUGCUGUGGAGCAGGCUCUCCACACCCUGCCGUGCUCCUGGGCCCGUGUGGAGCCCCACGCCUGGAGCCACGCUGAGGAGCUGCCCAAGGUGGUUCGUGGAUGCAUCUUCCAGGAGCAAACCCRCCCACUGUGGGUCGAGGAGGGCGAUGACUGAACUGGGGGUAGCAGAGCGGCUACUGUCACCUACUGUCCCCGAGAGCUGCUCUCAGAGGUCCCUGCCUUCCCAGGUCCCUCCAGGUAGCAUGUUCUUCCUCCCUGAGGGGAUGCUGGCAGCAGAGGCCYCCCAGGGUAGCCUUUCUCAUCCCCUUGAGGGCCACCAAGAGCCAGGAAGUAACACAUAGUGCCUCCUCUGUCUGAGCUUUCUGCAUUUCACUGGGAAGAUAUCUUCUGCCAUGGGGGUUGAAACCACCCUUGUGGGCUGUUCCCUGUCACCUUGGGCUGCCCUUGCACGUGGUCAGACUGACAGAUAGGGAACGUAGGGGAACUGUGUGGGAUCAGGCUGCGUAGGAGCAUUUCUCACACACAUUUGAAGCUCUUCUCCCAUCACCACCAUCUCCCCUGCCUGGUGGCACCGUGUGCUCCRGGUCCCCUCUUCCCAUCUACCUCGCCUCCAGCCCCAAGGCACAGGGAGCGUGGCUCGUGUGCCUGUGACCUGCUGCGGCCAGAGUGACACUAAGGUUGCAACAAACCCUCGUUUUAUAGGAGCUGUACUCUUUAUUGCUUGUAAAUUAUUAAUGGAGCCUUUUAUUGGCAAACUGCCUGUAAAGGAGAAUUAAAUACCAUUCAUAAUGGGAACAGGCGGCAGGCUAUGGGCUUGUGUGUUAUUGGAAAGGCACGCGUGAUGCACGACGGGUUAUUUUUCUCCUCUAGAUUCAACUGUCCAGCCCUCCAGGGGAAGGAGAGAGCACUGCCUUUGCUGUUGUAGGGCAGCAAGAAGUGUGGGGAGAGGACAGGUUAAGUGUUCCCUCCCUUUUCUACUUGGUCCCUGAUUUUCAGUCCUUUGCCUCUCCCCAGCACUGGUGUUGGUCAGGGUGCUUUAGGAAAGUCAGGGAAAGACUCRCUUGAGUUUUGAAUUGUGUCUGGCAGGGAUCCCUAGAGCUUUGCAUCCCUCCGUGCCCUGGUUAGUGUGAAGUGACAAGCCAGCUAUCUCACCCUCCUGGGGACAGCGAGGAGACUGAGCCCAGCCAUGGUGCUAGGAGAAAGGGGGACAGUGCCCCUGCAAAGGGGGAUUCUUGACAUGGGGCCAACAGGGGUUCAGACUCUUAACAGAUGGAGAAUGGAGGCUUUGGGUAGCCACAGCAGUGCUCACCUAGGCUGCAUAGUCCUGAAUGCUGUUACACAGCCACCGUUACCAGAGCUGCCAUGGAAAGGGGGUGCUGGGAUACUGUACAAAGUGGUGGUCGUCAUGGUAGGUGUUCUUUCUUGAGGCAUGCCAGGGGAAAAUGAAGUCUGUGGCUCUGGGAGGCUUUUUAGGGCACAAGGUCAGGCAGAGUCCACUGAUUCUGGGGUCAGUGGGAGAAGAUGGGCAACCAGCACCAGAGGCAGGUCCUCUCUGUGUCCUCCUUGCCCCUCUGAUUUGGCACUGCUGGUGCCAUGCACUUGGGAAGCUCUGAGCAAAGAUAAACUUGCUGAUUUUCACGAGUCCCCUGUGAGGUGUUAUUUCAGGCUCUAAACCAGUUGCCUGUGUCUUUUAUGAGGACAAGAUUGAAGCGGGGGGGAGGAAAGAAAAUGAAGAUUUUAACUUGCAGUCACUAAAAUGUAGAGCAAAGUCCUCGCUCUGCCCUGGAGCCAUGCAACUCUUCUCUCAGGGAAGGGAGCUCUGGCAUGCACAGGGCUCCAGAUGAAAACUCCCAAGUGAUAUCCACUCCAGGGGAUGCAGCCUGAGCAUCCCGGCACAGCCAGUCCCCUGGGAGGGUGCUUGCCCUGCAGGCAAACAAAGUGGGAUUCUUGUUGAGCUGAUGAGAAGACAAAUCCCAAAACAAGCUCCCAUUCACCCUAUCAUAGAUUUGGAGAUUGGAAUUUGCAUCUUUGCGGGGGGGAAAAAAGUAGUGCUUGAGUAUUCAGGGAAAACACUGGGUGUGAGGCACUGUGACUCAGGGCUUGAAACUUCCUGGUGUUUCUGCUGGCACUGGGAACCAGUCCCAGCCCCGUGGCCUAGGCUGAAGGUGGUUUACAGCAGCCCCUCCACUCUGGGGAGUCAGGCUGUGCUCCCAGCUUAGCACUUGCUGCCCCCCACCAAAGAAUCCCAUCCCCAGCACUGCCCUGGGCCAUCAGUGCUCUCAGCCAGAAGGAAAGGGAGGCAAAGGAAGGUUGCUGGAGGCAGGUUGGCACUGCCCAGCUGGCCAAGCAGUGGCAGCGCUGCCUCCCCUGCUCCCAGGCUUCUUCCAGGCUCUCUCUUUAUCCAGCUCCUCUCCCCCAAGGCUUUCAAAAUCCAGCCUUAAUUUGUUCUGGACACGGGUGAGAAGUGGGGCAGAGGGCUUCAAGGCAAACAUAAAUGACCCUGUCUGCCCUGCACACCUUGGCCCACUUCUUUUUACCUCCUGGGGGGAUGGCUGCCCGCUUGGAGGAAUGAGUCACGGGUUAGGUAACAGUCAAAUACAAUUACAACCCCUGGGCACCAAUUACCAGCUGUAACAGCCUUGUGCAAACCCCUGUAAAGAGUCACCCAGAGCAAGAUUUCUCUCUCUAGGGAAGGGAUUGUCAAGGUGGCACAUGUGUCACCCUGGGAAGUCACCAGCCCUGCCCACAGUGGUCUCCUGCCCCAGCAAAGUUUCCUGGCACCAUGCUCUGUAUGAGCUAGCUUUGAAUAGUAUUUGUAAUGUCUGUUGGGGCCGUCACUAAGGAUCCUGUGCCCGUGUCCCACCUGUACCUCCCCAAUGAUCUCCUAAGCCAGAGCUGGGAGGUGCAGGAUGCCUUGAAGCCAUAGAGGCUUCCUUUACAGGUGCCUGAGGCUGCUGGCAUGUGGCAGGAGCACUYGGGGAGGUUAAUUUCUGGUUCAGGAGCAGUGGCCAGCCAUGUGAGCAAUCCCAGUACUAAGCAGAGAGGCAGUGGAUCAGUCACACCAGGUUCACAUCCCUGCAGUAAUGUAAAGCCUGAAGGUGAAUGACUCCCCCCGUGCCCCAAAUCAGAGUAAGAAAACAUCAGUAUUCAAAGGGAUCUAAAAAUAAAACUGGCAGGGACCCUCCAAAGGGACAUGGAAGAUGCUCUGGAGACGUUCUUGCUUCAGGGGAAGGCAGGAGACUUGGAGAAAUACAGGGGAGGAGGGAAGAGAAGUGAUUCGGUGAUGUCUUCCUUAAAAAAGAAAAAAAGUUGUAGCCAGGGACAGGGGUGGAGUGAAAGUGUGUCUGAGACUUGGAGAAACUAAGCACACGGUUUUAGCCCUGCAGGCAGGUCCUCCCUGUGUGCCUGGAAGGUGUCUAUGGCUGGACACACGGCGGGAGUGUGGAACAGAGGGUUUCCGAUUGCUGCCCUGCCCCUCUUUCUAAGGUCCCAUGAUCUGACAUUUGCAUGGUGUGGAGGUGCCCUUUUCCACAGGGAACUAUUCCACACCCCCACCAUUUCUCCUGGGCCCCAGCUUAUUACUUUUUAUUUUUAUUUUUUUUGGUGUGCUGAGAUUGGAAGCCCACAGCUUGUAGCUCCCUGAGGAGGCGCUCUGAUUUUGGCAGCUUAUGUAGAGCACUGCCAUCCUGCUGUCCCCACGCUUGCUGCACAGGGAAGCUGCGGUGGGUGUAGGGAUAUCAUCCCCCUCCUGGACUGGUUGUCUCUCUGUAUCCUUCUGGAUACUCUGUAAAGGGGUGUGAAGUGGGGGACUGCAUGGUCACUUACCCCAUACCUAACAGAACCACCAAAAGCAUGCAGCCAUCUGUGGUGCUGACUGCAAAAUUUCCCUUCCAUCAUGGUCUUUGUCUUGGAAGGGGCUCUCAUACCUUUUGAGGGUCUCUGAUAUCCCUAUCCCUUGUUGGCAACCAGAGGGCUGGGAGUGAAAGUGGCACGGGGAGAUUGGUGGGGAAGUGAGAUAGGUUGGGAAGGACGUGGAGGUGGCACUUUGCUGUUGUGCCUGCASGUCUCUGAGGUUUUCCAAAGAGAGAGGACAUCCCCGCUUCCUUGCCCAGGCAAGGGGAAAAGGAAUCUUCAUCUUGGACAGCACAAGAGCCACAAGAGACAAGCUGCUGAGCUCAGCCCUGCUGCAGGGGGCAAGGACCUGGGUGGGAUAUAAACUCAGUGUGGCACUGCACCCCACCCCUGGAAGUGUUUGAGGUCAGGCUGGAUGGGGCUCUGAGCAACCUGGUCGAGUGGAAGGUGUCCCUGCCCACAGCACAGGGCUUGRAACUGGGCAAAGGGAUCUUUAAGAUCCCUUCCAGCCUGAGUCAUUCUCUGAUUCUACAACUGAAAGGGUGGCAGCAGGCCUUCCUCAUGCUUUUGGUUGCUGAUGUACCUGUUCCUGUGAGUGUCACUGGUUCUGCAGCCACGUGGGCACCAGAAUGUCCUUGGGCAUCCUGGUGGGGGUGUGAGAUGGGGCAGAAGGAGGGGGUUGCGGGGCUGGAGGGAGUGGAAAAGGGAUCUUCAGGAGCAGUCAUAUUUUAYAGAGAUGGGUAUCAGAAGUGGGGGUCACACCCCAGCUUGAGACCCUGGAGUGUGGCGGCAGGAGGGACAACAGGGAGCACACAUCUUGCUUCAGGGAGUCAGGCUGGGACUAAAAACCAGAGGCAGCAGUUCAGGCCUGUGUCCACAGGAAAAUUUUGGGGCUGAGGAAUUCCUGGAGAAAAAUCGUUCCUCCUAAGGGCAAUAUAGGACCCCACACCUUAACUUCACCGGAGCUCACAGCAGUGUCACCGUGUCCCCUCCUCCCUCGAGAGCACCCUGGGGAUGAGCAGGGCUGCAGAGAUCGGACUGGACUGUCACAGAGGAGCGGGGAAAACAGUCAAGAAACAGGUCUGUCCCCCCAGACCUGCCGUUUGCCACCUCGGAAGUGUCGCAGGCCGCGGAUGCCCUGGUCCGGCAAACCCACCGUCAGACGUACACCUCCGCCCUUCUCCAUCCUUCCCCCCUCCACCCUCUUCCUCCCCCGGGCUGGCGCCCCGCCCCGUGCCCGGAGGCGGGACCGGGGCUGGCAGGGAGCAGGAGCAGCGGGACGGAGCAGGUGGGGAGGCAGUCCCGCCGCAGACUGUCCCUGUCCCUGUCCC
Malurus melanocephalus (red-backed fairy wren) is the source of this 8170-nucleotide messenger RNA. RefSeq names its product caspase recruitment domain family member 10 (gene CARD10). The transcript has 21 exons. Gene Ontology annotation, biological process: regulation of apoptotic process. NCBI's taxonomy places the organism in Eukaryota, Metazoa, Chordata, Aves, Passeriformes, Maluridae. Gene Ontology annotation, molecular function: protein binding. The record is from RefSeq and is a predicted model, not a curated record. Bases 58 to 3141 code for a protein of 1027 amino acids.